CUACCUGAAAAAUUACCCCCCUCCCCCCUAGCCGAAAGCCGCCAUGACUGACGUUGAGCUCUCUCGUUCAGAGAAGAAGAAAAAGAAAUCAAAGUCUGGCAAAAAUGAGGACGAAACCCAAACACUAUCCACCCAAAUUGAUGGUGAUUUUCUCAUCAAACCUCAAAGCUACACCCCCACCAUUGACACUUCAGAAUGGCCGAUUCUCUUGAAAAACUACGAUCGUCUCAAUGUCAGAACGGGUCACUACACUCCUCUCCCGUCUGGGUAUUCUCCAUUGAAGCGUCCGCUUGCUGAGUAUAUAAGGUAUGGUAUUCUUAAUCUUGAUAAACCUGCUAACCCAUCUUCACAUGAAGUUGUAGCUUGGAUUAAGAGGAUCCUUCGGGUCGAGAAAACGGGUCAUAGUGGUACUUUGGAUCCUAAAGUUACUGGGAAUUUGAUUGUUUGUAUUGAUAGAGCGACCCGUUUGGUUAAAUCCCAACAGGGUGCGGGUAAAGAGUAUGUGUGUGUUGCUAGGUUGCAUUCUGAUGUACCUGAUGUUGCUAAGGUUGCUAGAGCACUUGAAGCUCUUACUGGGGCUGUUUUUCAAAGACCCCCGUUGAUUUCUGCUGUGAAAAGGCAACUUAGGAUUAGGACUAUUUAUGAAAGUAAGUUGCUUGAGUAUGAUGCUGAUAGGCAUUUGGUUGUUUUUUGGAUAUCGUGUGAGGCGGGUACUUAUGUUAGGACAUUGUGUGUUCAUCUUGGGUUGCUUUUGGGUGUGGGUGGACAUAUGCAGGAGCUUAGGAGAGUGAGGUCUGGGAUUUUGGGUGAGAAGAAUAAUAUGGUGACAAUGCAUGAUGUGAUGGAUGCACAAUGGAUGUAUGAUAACUAUAGGGAUGAGACUUACCUGAGGAGGGUCAUUAUGCCAUUGGAGGUAGUUUUGACUAGUUAUAAGAGGUUGGUGGUUAAGGAUUCGGCAGUUAAUGCUAUUUGUUAUGGUGCAAAGUUGAUGAUUCCUGGGCUUCUAAGGUUUGAGAAUGAUAUUGAGGUUGGAGAGGAGGUUGUGUUGAUGACUACUAAGGGGGAGGCCAUCGCGUUGGGGAUCGCAGAGAUGACCACGGCUGUUAUGGGCACUUGUGAUCAUGGUGUGGUUGCAAAGAUUAAGAGAGUGGUGAUGGAUAGGGAUACUUAUCCUAGGAAAUGGGGCUUAGGGCCAAGGGCUUCAAUGAAGAAGAAGUUGGUUGCUGAGGGUAAGUUGGAUAAACAUGGUAAGCCAAAUGAAAAAACUCCAGCUGAGUGGUCCAGAAAUGUUGUUUUAUCCACCAAAGAGGAUACUCUGGUUGCUGGUCUUGCUGCUGCUACUGUGAAACCUGAUCCUGAUGCAGUGGCUGCUGAUGGUGCAGCAGGUGAGGUUGAGAAGAAAAAGAAGAAACAUAAGGAAGAUGAUGAGGAGGCUAACAAGAGAAAGUUGGAUGAUUUAGAUGUAUCCCCUGCACCCAGUGCUUUAAAGAAACUAAAGGUAGAGAUAGUCGAGGAAGCACUGGAGAAGUCUGAACUGAAAAAAGAAAAGAAGAAGAAAAAGAAGAAAGAAGCUGAUGAAGCUGGAUCCCCUGAUGUAGAGUCCUUGAAAAAGGAAAAGAAAAAGAAGGACAAAGAGAAUAAUGAUGCUGCAUCUUCAGAUGAGGAGAAGUCUGAGAAGAAGAAAAAGAAGAAGAAGAAAGAUAAAGAAUCAGAGAAUGGUGAUGUUGGAAGUGACAACGAAGGAAGUAAAAGCAAGAAGAAGGAGAAGAAGAAAAAGAAGAAUAAAGAUGCACAAGAGGAGUAGAGGUGAAGGUCUUCGCCUCAAAUGAGUGCUCCUAUGUAUGUUAAAAUGCAUGUCAUGUAGUUGUUCAAAAUUUUGCCGUUUAUUCACUUGUUUUUGGGCAGGAGUUUGUUGCAGCUGAAGUUCCUGAUCAUAGACGUGCUUAUUAGUUAAUUAGUUUUAUCUUUUUAUUUGUUAAGACUUGAGUAUUUCAAUCCAUAAGG
Molecule: messenger RNA, 2004 nt
Organism: Solanum verrucosum
Lineage: Eukaryota; Viridiplantae; Streptophyta; Magnoliopsida; Solanales; Solanaceae
Product: H/ACA ribonucleoprotein complex subunit 4
Exons: 1
Coding region: 44-1804 (586 amino acids)
Biological process (GO): snRNA pseudouridine synthesis; box H/ACA sno(s)RNA 3'-end processing; mRNA pseudouridine synthesis
Cellular component (GO): box H/ACA snoRNP complex
Molecular function (GO): pseudouridine synthase activity; RNA binding
Source: RefSeq, a predicted model, not a curated record